This is a messenger RNA of Dunckerocampus dactyliophorus (ringed pipefish), 2656 nucleotides long. It is a transcript of the gene hif1al, whose product is annotated as hypoxia inducible factor 1 subunit alpha, like. The record is from RefSeq and is a predicted model, not a curated record. Gene Ontology annotation, molecular function: protein dimerization activity; DNA-binding transcription factor activity, RNA polymerase II-specific; RNA polymerase II transcription regulatory region sequence-specific DNA binding. The coding region runs from base 130 to 2115 and encodes 661 amino acids. NCBI's taxonomy places the organism in Eukaryota, Metazoa, Chordata, Actinopteri, Syngnathiformes, Syngnathidae. Gene Ontology annotation, biological process: regulation of transcription by RNA polymerase II; cellular response to hypoxia. The transcript has 15 exons.
UUCGACUUUAAUUUCAAAAAGGUGAGACCGGAUGCAAGGUUUUCUGGACGCGGUGCUACCUUGACGUAGUGAGUUGUGUUUUUUACGUCCCCGAAAAACUGUAAUAGCGAACUAUUCUCAGAAGACGACAUGGAGGACAGUGCGGAAAGUGCGGCGCCCAAACGGACCAGUUCGGAGCAGAGGAAGCUGCGUUCCCGGGAUGCGGCCCGCUGUAGGCGGAGCAAAGAGACAGAGCUCUUUUACGACCUGGCCCGGACGCUACCCUUCCCCCGGCGGGUCUCCACCCACCUGGACAAAGCCGCCAUCAUGAGGGUCACCCUCAGCUUCCUGCGCAUGCAGCGCCUCCUCCAUCCUGGAGGCGAGAGUCCAAGUUCAUCUGAAGAAAAAGAAGAAGAGGAGAAGGAGGAGGAGGAGGAUGAAGAAGAAGACCCAGCAGACGGGCUGUACGCUCAGGCGCUGGCGGGCUUCAUCGUGGUGAUAUCGGAGGAGGGGGACAUGAUCUACCUGACGGAGAACGUCAGCAAGCACGUCGGCAUGGCUCAGUUGGAGCUGCUGGGUCAGAGCGUCUACGACUUUGUUCAUCCCUGCGACCAGGAAGAGCUCAGGGACAUCCUCGCACUGCGCCCCGGCUGUGGUAAAAAAGUAACUCAAGGUCAGCUCACCCUCAAGAACUUCUUCUUACGGAUGAAGAGCACGCUGACCACCAGGGGGCGUACUGUCAACAUCAAGUCUGCCAGCUGGAAGGUGUUCCACUGCACAGGUCACAUGCGUCCAUUGGGCGACCCGUCGUCCCCUUGUGGCAUGGUGAUGGCGCUGCUGUGUGAGCCUAUCCCUCACCCGUCCAGCGUGGACUUCCCUCUGGACACGCACACCUUCCUCACCCGCCACAGCAUGGACCUGCGCUUCACGCACUGCGAGGGCAGGGUAACGGAGUUGGUGGGGUAUGAGGCGGCCGAUCUUAUCGGUCGCUCAGUGUUCGAGUUCCACCACGCGCUCGACUCGGAUCACGUCAACAAAAGCCUGCACACGCUGCUGGCCAAGGGUCAAGUGAGCACCAGCCCCUACCGCUUCCUGGCGAGGGGCGGCGGCUUCGUGUGGGCAGAGACGCAGGCCACCGUCCUCUACAGCAGCAAAAUGUCACAGCCGGAGGCGGUGGUCUGCCUCAACUUUGUACUCAGCGCUGUUGAGCAGUCAGAUGUCGUUUUGUCCACGGAGCAGCUUUGUGGCGCCGAUAGCCACAAAGAGGAGUCGUCACCUUCAGCCGUGGAGGGCUCUGACCGCCUCGAUAAGGACUCGGGUUCCAGACCGGGCAGCCUGCCGGACGCAGAGACGCCGGACGAGCUUCUCCGGUUGACGCCGGCGGACGGAGACUCCGUCUCUCCGCUGACAGGAGACUUCGUGUCUCUCUCCUUUGUGACGCCGCACAGUCCAGACAGCCUCCCGGAUGACCCUCAGGACCUGUGCACCCCAGAGCUGCGACAGCUGCUCUCGCCCAUCUUCAACCCCAUCACCCCUCCUCCUCCAUCAUCUUCAGAUGUUGACCCCUCACUGCAACCCCAGCCAGUUCAGAGCCAAUGCGAGGAGAACGUACUGGACACCAGCAAGGUGGAGAAGUUUUUCGCCUUUUGCCCAGAAGAUGCCGACAAGGCGCAGGAUCAAGAACAGCUGGUCAUGGAUGGGAUUGAUCUGGACACGCUGGCUCCUUACAUCUCCAUGGAUGACGACUUCCAGCUGACCUUUUUCAGCGGCAUGCCGGAGGACACGAGCGAGCCUCCGUCCUCUUCGCCUGAGGUCCCCACCGUCAACAGGAAACGGGCUUACGACCCGGACGAGGAGGACACACUGUCCAAGCUGAUAACGGGCGACAAGAGACACAAACACGACCCCCCCUCGCUGGAAGAGGAGCUCCUUCUGAGCCACUCGUUACUGGGCUGCCUGGAGGAAACUGGCCAAUCCGAGGUGGGGCCUGGCCCACGGGGGCGGAGUCACCUCCUCACCGACAGAGACCCUGUCUUAGGCGGCAUGAGGGGGCUCUGCGACACAGCUGCCCUGAUGAGGGACAUAUUCAAGUCGCACCCGCCCGACUCGUUCCCGCCUCUGUUGCCCAUGUCUUGACAAAGCGGUUCACCUGUUCCAUCUGCAUGCGCCAACACGCUUGGAUGAAGGACAGCGUGAGGUCAACGGGCACCUGCUGGUGACGUGUGCGUGGACAUCAAGGGGAAGACUUCAUGUGAGCAGCAGGUGGCGCGUGCAAACCCAUGAUGCUCUGCUCUGCUCACUUCAAUCAAACAUAAUUGAAAAAACAGUGGCAUCUUUUUAUACAAUUAAUUUCCUUCCUGUAUUUUUGAAGUUGCCUAGUUGGCGUUCCUUUUACCUUCCUGCAUGUGCCGGCCGGGUGGGGUUGACUUUUUUUUUUCUAACACUCCCUUUAUCGAUGUUUAAAUACUGUACAUGUAGCUUUGUAUGAUGUAAAUUCUUUAGUUAGCAUAGCAUCAGUUAGUUUAUGCAGCUAUAGCAGGAGAAAUAAACAGUGUACGUUUUUUUUUUUACUAUAACUUUGAAGAAAUGAUGCCUGAUCGUGAAUUAUGAGCUUUGACGCUACUUUUAAAUAUUUUAAUGCUUCCAUUUAAAUAAAAGGUGCAAAAGCUCCCUGUGA